Phytophthora sojae is the source of this 429-nucleotide messenger RNA. RefSeq lists its product as hypothetical. The coding region runs from base 1 to 429 and encodes 142 amino acids. The transcript is spliced from 2 exons. NCBI's taxonomy places the organism in Eukaryota, Oomycota, Peronosporomycetes, Peronosporales, Peronosporaceae. The record is from RefSeq and is a predicted model, not a curated record.
AUGCAUUCCAUUUUCUUUUCUCCUCAACAGCCCACAAAGCAUCCAGCCUUUACCGAGUAUGCGUACGUACAACCUCCUGUCGAUUGCAGUCCUAGUGCUCGGAUUUUGCCUCAUGAAGCUGAGGACUACGCCAGCGACGACAAAGGUCUCUCACGAGGUCUCAAGACCACCAAGACCGACAACCAACAAGAUGAGGAGAGACUGAAUUUUUCCUUUGUCAAGAAGCUCCCGGUGGUAUCGCAGUUGAGAGCAGCUGCCGCGGCACGGAAGACCGCAGCUCAGGCAAAACAGGCUGAACUAAGUGCGUUGUUCAAGAUCACAGACCCUCGAGACCACAUAACUUUUCAGAAGUUUCAGAUGUGGAGGAAAUACAAGUAUUCGCCACAGCAAGCGGGGGAGAUGAUGGCCACGUUUAAGGUUGACCCGUAG